This is a messenger RNA of Anopheles merus, 9343 nucleotides long. RefSeq lists its product as uncharacterized. The transcript has 24 exons. Lineage: Eukaryota; Metazoa; Arthropoda; Insecta; Diptera; Culicidae. Gene Ontology annotation, molecular function: ABC-type transporter activity; ATP binding; ATP hydrolysis activity. Bases 531 to 9116 code for a protein of 2861 amino acids. Gene Ontology annotation, biological process: transmembrane transport. The record is from RefSeq and is a predicted model, not a curated record. Gene Ontology annotation, cellular component: membrane.
CAUACUCUCUUUUCAGGUUCGAAAUGUUUAAACGUGGAUUAGAGAUUCUCCCUGAAGCUGUAGUCAUAUUGUCCGAGAUAAGAGUAAAGAUUGUUUAAUCUCCCAGCAGACGCCCAACGUACGGCGAUGGUACCAGCUUUAGUACAUUAAUGAACGAGUAUGCGACACCAUAAACGUGUGAGCAAUACGCGAUCGGCUGUGCAACGUUUUAGUGCAGAUAAUAAUUGUAUAGCAUAGUUUCGUAUUCGCACUAUUGGUUGUGUUGUAAUCUGAUGUGGAAUUAAUUGCUAUACUAAAAAACUGUGCUGUAUUUUAAAACGAUUUAACGAUAUGAACAGCAGCAAUGAACAAAGAGAUAGCAAAUGUAUGUUUAGUUUAUUUGCAUACAUAAUGUGAGUGUUUGUCAGUGAAAAAGAUCCACUUCAAGACCACUGAUUAAACAGCGUUCAGCGUGAUAAAGUGAUAAGUGACAGUGUUUAAAAGCGGUUGCGUGUAUAAGCUACAGUGUGUGUUUUUGGCCUUACAUCAAAAUGAAUCCGGCAGAGUAUGACAAGGACACAAAAAUACACGAUCUCCGUCGGGAAAUCAACCCGGUCACCGAAGCGAGCUCAGUUUCAUGGUACACUUUCUGGUGGCUCAAACCCCUGUUUGAAACAGGUCUGAAGCGCCCGAUCGAUGAGACCGAUAUCUAUGAGACGCUUUCCACUCAUCAAAGCUCACAGUUGUCGUAUCAGUUUGAAAGCUACUGGAAAGCGGAACAGAAAAGCAGCAAACAACCGAGCUUUCUUCGAGUCAUAUGUCGAAUAUACUGGCGCUCGAUACUUGGCUACGGUGCGAUGUACACUAUCGUAGACCUACUGGCUAGAAUCUUUCAACCGCAGUGUCUUGGUGGAUUGGUAGCAUACUUUGCGCCUGGCCAGCAGGAUAUUAGUAAAGAGGAAGCGUAUUGCUAUGCUGUGGGCAUUAUUUUGUGCUCCCUAGUACCCGUAGCUAUCUUCCAUCAUUUUAUCCUGUACAUAUUUCAAAUUGGAAUGAAGAUUCGGGUCGCAUGCUGUUCGCUGCUGUACAAAAAGGCUUUGCGCAUCACAAAAGCAGCUGGAACGGAUGGUAUGACUGGACAGGUUGUUAAUUUGAUGUCCAAUGAUGUGGCCAAAUUCGACACGGCGACUGGCUUUGUGCACGAUAUCUGGAAAGGUUUAAUUGAGUUGGUAGUGCUAGGUUUUUUCAUUUACAAACAGAUUGGCGUAUCGGGCCUGUUCGGGAUUGCGUUUUUACUUAGUUUCAUUCCCCUGCAAGCAUGGCUUGGCAAGAAAGCGGCCAUUUAUCGCCUGAAGACGGCCAACAGAACCGACCGCAGAAUACAGUUUAUGAACGAAAUCAUACAGGGAAUUCAAGUGAUUAAGAUGUACGCCUGGGAGGACAGUUUCAGCCGAAUGGUGGACCGCAUCCGUCGGAAGGAGGUGAACGGGAUACGGGGAACUCUAUUCAUACGUGCUGGACUGCUAUCGUUUAAUCUUGUUUCACGAGUCGCCAUCUUUCUAAGCUUAGUCGCGUACGUCCUGUACGGAAACGUAUUCACCGCAAAGAAGGUGUUCAUCGUGACCUCCUACUUUAACUGGCUAUACAGUUCGAUGCUACAUUUUUGGCCGCUGGCACUCACAUCCGUUCACGAAGGGCUUGUAUCGAUAAGGCGUAUACAGGACUUUCUACUGCUGGAGGAGCGAAAGUAUGCACCGGACCGUACCAGCGUCUUAGAUGGCCAAGGAAGCAGUACUGUUCAUGAGACGCCGAUGGACGAGAGUGCUCGCGGGCUGCUGAAUACUUCAAAUGGCUAUGAGGUAAACAAGGUGGUAACCGCAGCACCGGAAGGAUACGCUGGCAGUAUUCGCAAAAUGGCACCUAAAAGCAAGCGCGUCAUUAACAGAAAAGCUGUGGCACGGCAAGGGAUUUUUAUGCGUAACGCUACAGCAUUUUGGGAUAAGGAUUUGCUAGCUUCCGCCGAGGAUAUUACAGUACGAGCAGGCGGAAUAAAAAACGUAACGCUAACAGUAGACAAAACAGAACCGUGCGCAAUCGUGGGCUCCGUUGGCAGUGGCAAAUCGACUAUGCUCCAGCUUAUUCUCGGUGAGCUGGAAUUAGACGAAGGCCGGUUGGAAAUCAAUGGCAAUCUCAGCUAUGCGUCACAGGAGCCUUGGCUGUUUGAGGGAACGGUCAAAAACAACAUCGUCUUUACCGAGGACUACCAGGAAAAACGCUACCGAGAGGUGAUAUCGGUGUGUGCUUUAGAACGCGAUUUCCAACUUCUUCCGAACGGGGACCAAACCAUCGUGGGCGAGCGCGGAAUUAGUUUGAGUGGUGGGCAACGCGCUCGUAUCAGCUUAGCAAGAGCUAUCUAUCGGCGUGCGGACAUCUAUCUACUCGAUGAUCCGCUGUCCGCCGUCGACACGCAUGUUGGAAAGCACAUUUUCGAGCAGUGUAUUAUGAAAUUUUUGAAGGAAAAAGUUUGCGUGUUAGUAACGCACCAGCUCCAAUACUUAAAGGACAUGAAGCAUGUCGUGCUAAUGAACUCGGGAGAGGUAGAGGCGCAGGGACCAUUCCACACGCUGGCUGAAUCGGGCCAUUUUACCACGCUGCAGCAACCGCACCACGAGGGCGAUAGACAGAGACAGAAGGAAAAUAACGCAUCGUCGACUGAUGCUCCUUCUGCAGUGCCGUCGGCGGAUGGAAAGCACAUUGCCGAUUUCACGCAAUUUCGCAGCACUCUGGACACGGAUAGCAGCCAGACACAAAAAGUCGAUAGUGUCGCGAACAAUGGGAUUGAAUACGAUUCCAUCGUCAACAUUGAUAUCAACAGUAAAACUGAGACGCAUAAAAUGACGGAACGCAGGCUCUCGAUUCUUCCCACACCAGCCCAACAUCAACUGGCGCAUCAACAGCAUCAGUCACUUUACCAGCCGUCGCCAUUUUCGUCCAGUAGCAUGGUCUUCGAUGGGUACGAUGACAGCGAUGAAAAUGGUGGAGCAAAAAAAAGAACAAACCCUUCUCAGAAUGGUACUUCUAAGGGCGAUCCAAAUCACCUUCAUAAAGAAUCACAACUGACCGGGCGUAUCGGGUGGCGAGUGUACAAGAGCUUCUUAGCUGCGGUGGAAAGCAACUUGCUGCUGCUAAUGGCUGCUGUUCUGUUCUUGUUGGCGCAGGCUAGCAUGAGUGGUAUCGAUUACUACAUCUCUCAGUGGGUAAACUGGGAAGAAUGCUCAAGCGCUCUUGAGAGACUGAGUACCAAUAUAACAGAAAUAGGAACGAACGGAUCGGACGGUACCAGCAGCAGUAACAGCAGCAGCAACAGUGAAGCUUUACUGUCGAUUCCGCCGAAACUGGAAGGAAGCAUCUUCACGCAACUUUCCCGCGACGAGUACAUCCUAAUGUAUGCCGUAGCGAUGCUGUUUAUGUUUGCACUAUCCUUGAGUCGAUCCUUUCUGUUUUUCUACAUCUGUCUGCGUGCCACAGUUCGAUUGCAUGAUCGCCUGUUUCGCGGUAUCACACGCGCCACAAUGUACUUCUUCAACACCAAUCCGUCUGGACGCAUACUGAACAGAUUUUCGCGGGACAUUGGCUGCAUCGAUACCUUCCUUCCCUUCGCCAUGAUGGACUGCAUUUUGUUUUUUGUGGAGUUUUCCGCAAUCAUAGUGCUGGUGGCAGUGGUGAACUACUGGCUUUUGUUUCCAACACUGGUGAUGGCCAUUAUUUUCUACUUUUUGCGUCAUGUAUACACGAACACAGCGCGUAGCAUCAAACGCGUCGAAGCGUCCACGAGGAGCCCCAUUUUCUCCCAUGCAAAUGCAUCUUUUCAAGGACUUAGCACCAUCCGUGCCUUUGGUGUGGAAAAAAUACUGGCAGAUGAGUUUGAUAAACAUCAAGACCUAAACACGUCGGCAUGGUACCUUUUUCUGGCAACAACGCGCGCAUUCGCCCAAUGGUUGGAAAUGGUGUGUGUGUUGUAUAUUGCAGUGGUAACCCUUAGCUUCCUGAUGGUGGAGGAUUCAAUGAGCGGUGAUGUAGGCUUGGCCAUCACGCAAGUGUUCAAUCUAAUCUUCAUGUGCCAGUGGGGCAUGCGACAAACGGCCGAGUUGGAAAAUCAAAUGACAUCCGUCGAACGUGUCGUAGAGUACGCCGAGGUCGACCCAGAGCCAUCACUGGUGUCAAUCGGUAAACACAAACCACCAGCCGACUGGCCGACCAAGGGUGCCAUACGAUUCGAGCAUUUUUCGUUACGUUACUCGGCCCAAUCAAAUUCGGUUCUGCGAGACCUCAAUAUGUCAAUAAACGCGGGCGAAAAGAUAGGCAUCGUCGGAAGGACGGGCGCAGGGAAAUCGUCCAUCAUCCAGGCCCUGUUUCGAUUGGCGGUUAACGAAGGAAUAAUACGCAUCGACGGCGUGGACAUUGGCACACUUGGAUUGCACGAUCUGCGCAAGCGGAUUUCAAUUAUUCCACAAGAUCCGAUUCUGUUUUCCGGAACGUUGCGGGCGAAUUUGGACCCCUUCAAGCAGCACGGCGAUGAUGCACUUUGGAAUGCGCUACAAUACGUGGAACUCAAGGAGGUCGUUUCAGCGAUGGAAGGAAAAUUGGACGGUAAAAUGGCGGACGGUGGUACCAAUUUUAGCAUGGGACAACGGCAACUCGUGUGCUUAGCGCGAGCUAUUCUUCGCAACAAUCCCAUCCUGAUUCUGGAUGAAGCCACUGCCAAUGUCGAUCCUGAAACUGAUAAUCUCAUUCAAAAAACCAUUCGAGAGCAGUUUGAACGAUGUACUGUUUUAACAAUAGCGCAUCGCUUACACACUGUCAUGGAUAGUGAUCGGGUGUUGGUAAUGGACGCAGGUAAAGUCAUCGAGUUGGCGCAUCCUUACGAACUGCUGCAACGAACGGACGGUGCUCUUAAGCGGUUAGUUGACGGAAUGGAGGAAUCUACAGCGCAACAGCUCACUGGUAUAGCUUAUCAAGCUUACAGAAAACGAUUGACGCAACAGAGCAGCACUCCGAAUGGUUCCAACCGUGCGAAUAUGCUCCACUGUUUCACCACGGCACGACUCGCCGAUAAUCAACCGGCUAUCCUGAUAGUAGCGAUACGCGUUAUACCACUGAUAAUAGAUCUUCGCCCAAUGGAAACCUCUGCAAAGUUAGACAAUACGAGCGACCAACAUUCGACGGCAAAGUUACAUCCAUACGCCAGUGCCAAUGCAGUUUCGCGUUAUUUUUUCUGGUGGCUGCUUGAUGUACUUCGACUUGGCGUGCGAAGACAAAUCGUACCGAAUGAUAUUUAUGACACCCUAUCCACCCAUAAGAGCGCACAGAUCGGUGCAUCAUUCGAGGAGCAAUGGCGACGCGAAAUAUCUCACGACCGUGCCUCGUUCCGCCAUGGAUCGAUCAAUGAUGGCGAAAGCAAAACACAAGACGACACGAACAAUAUGCCACCGGCAUCGCAGCAACGCAAACUGCCGGCGCCAUGGAGGCUUCUGCGGACCAUACGACGCAUUUACGGGACCGGUGUGCUGGUGUUUGGAUUUGUUUACAGCGCUAUCGAAUCCGCGUGCAGGAUAGGUCAACCGUUUCUUCUUGGUCAGCUGAUUUUAUAUUUUGAUUCACAACGAAAUGCAGCGUCGACAGAUGAGCCAGCCACACUUGGAGCGGCCUAUGGGUAUGCGGUCGGUAUUGUUUUGACGGUGCUGGCCCCGCUAGCCAUAUUUCAUUGUUAUCAACUGUAUCUGCUGCAAGUGGGAAUGAAAAUUCGGAUCGGCUGUUGCGCAAUGAUUUACCGUAAGAUACUUUGCAUGAAUAACGCCGCGGACGGUUUGUCCGGAACGGUCAUCAAUUUGAUGGCAAACGAUGUGAGCCGCUUUGAUUAUGCAGUAAUAUUUUUCCACGACCUCUGGAAAGGCCCAGUAGAGUUGGUGAUCGUCGCUGUAUUAGUUUACCGAGAAAUCGGCCCCGCUGGACUGAUUGGGAUAGGGUUUUUAUUGCUGUUUAUACCGAUCCAAGCGUGGCUAGGCAAACAAUCGGCUAGAUUCCGAAUGAAAGCGGCUUUAGCGACGGAUGAGCGAGUGCGCUUGACGAACGAAAUAGUUCACGGUAUUCAGGUGAUUAAAAUGUACGUUUGGGAAAAACCUUUUGAGCAAAUGGCACGGAAGCUGCGAACCAAAGAGAUAAAAGCAUUGCGCGGCAGUGCGAUUAUAAAGUCCGCACUCUUUGCGCUUCGAAUUGUACCAAAAGUGUCCAUCUUUCUGACACUAGUGGCCUACGUUUACUUUGGCAAUGCUCUAACAGCUCAACGGGUGUAUAUGCUGAUUUCGUUCUUCAGCGUAAUCCAUCACUCCAUGGUCGAAUUUUGGCCACUAGCCGUUACGUCCGCAGCAGAAGGAUGGAUCUCGUUAAAACGCAUACAACAGUUUCUUCUUGAAGAGAAUGGACGCGACCAUGGAAAGCAAGCAGAAUCUCGUUGCCCACAUGUAGAUGUUCCACCGUAUGUAGAGUUCAAAAAUGUUCAUACUACGUGGCCAAAUUCCAAUUUCUCACUUCAGGACGCAUCGUUCAGAAUAGAGGCAACAGCUCAUCGUACGGCAGCAAUUAUUGGUCCGAUUGGUGCUGGUAAAUCGACAUUGCUGAAUCUCGUGAUCGGGGAACAAUCGGCAACUCACGGAACAAUUACAGUGAACGGUACAGUUAGUUACUGCUCCCAAAAACCUUGGCUGUUCGAGGGAACGGUUCAGCAGAAUGUGAUCUUCGUCGACACGUACGAUGAAACACGUUAUCGAACAGUUGUAAAGAUAUGCGCUUUGGAACACGAUAUCAAAACUUGGCCCCAUGGGGACCAAACGAUGGUCGGUGAACGCGGGUACAGUUUAAGUGGUGGACAAAAAGCACGGAUCAACUUGGCGCGUGCCUUGUACCGUAAGGCAGAUAUCUACCUAUUAGAUGAUCCUCUUGCUGCGGUUGAUGCGCAUAUAGCGAACGUUAUAUUCGAGCAGGCGAUAAGGGACUUUCUUCAAGACAAACUGUGCAUGUUAGUAACCCAUCAGCUCAAGUACAUCCAUCAAGUGGAGCACAUCAUUUUUCUGGAAGAUGGCAAAAUUACUAGUCAAGGACACUACAGCAAGGAGUUAUCAGAAUGGUGCACAUCACAUCAGCUUUCAAAAGAUCAAAAAGCACCCAUGGACAAAAUAUUAGAGUGUGUAGAAAAAGACGAACCACAAAUGAGGCGUACCGACACCCAGGAGCAGACAUUGCCAGCAGAGCGGAAUGUAAAGGAAGGGCAAGAAGAUGGCACCGUCGAGUUUAAAGUCUACAUAGACUUUUUGAAGUCGGUUAACAGCAUACCUAUCGUAGCGUUUACAGCUUUGCUAAUGAUUGGCUACCAAGCAGCUUCAUCGGGGACGGAUUAUUUCGUGUUUAUAUGGGUGGACUGGGAGGAAACGUUCAGUAACACGGUGCAUGCACUGUGGACGACGGACGACCAUGUUUGGUUCUACACUGGAGCGAUUGCUAUCACCAUCAUGUUAACUACCAAUUCAUUUGCCUUCUUAGAAAUGUGUCUUAAGGCUUCCCUACACUUACAUGCCGCACUUUAUCGAGGAGUAACAGAGACCGCCAUGGCUUUCUUCUAUCAAAAUCCAUCGGGCAGAAUAAUGAAUCGCUUCUCGAAGGAUAUCGGGUUAAUCGAUACGAGCCUACCCACCGUAAUGAUCGAUAGUCUAUACUUUUUCCUUGAGCUUUCUGGUAUUAUAGUGAUAGUGGCGUUGGCUAAUUACUGGCUGCUUAUACCUACAGCAAUCAUGGGAGUUGUAUUUUAUCUGUUGAGGGGCGUUUUCCUACGAGCGGCAAGAAAUGUGAAACGAGUUGAGGCUAUCACCCGCAGUCCAGUAUUUACGCAUACAAAUGCAACGAUCGAUGGCUUGACGACGAUACGCGCAUUCGGAGCAGAACGCUUUCUGGAAGAAACGUUUCACCAGUACCAGGACGUUAACACAUCAGCGGCGUUCCUGUUUGGGGCAACGACUCGUGGCUUCGCUUUCUGGCUUGAUGUCAUUUGUCUGCUUUAUAUAGCGUCCGUGGUAAUGAGCUUUCUGGUUAUCGGAGACGGCAUUAUAAGCGGCAAUGUCGGACUGGCCAUAACGCAAGUUCUCAACCUGAUUGGAAUGUGCAACUGGGGCAUUCGACAAACGGCGGAGCUUGAAAACCAAAUGACAUCCGUGGAACGGGUAUUUGAAUACGCCCAGCUCGGACCUGAACCGGACUUGGUGCCGGGUGUCCAAACAAUUGUACGCAACGAAGCGUGGCCCGAAAACGCCAGCAUAACUUUCCGCGAAGUUUAUCUACGCUACUCACCCACUGCCGAGCCCGUACUGAAGCGACUUAGUUUCACGAUAAAAGCCAAGGAGCAUGUUGGAAUUGUCGGACGAACCGGCGCUGGCAAGUCGUCAAUAAUUCAGGCACUCUUUCGCCUAACACCCUUGCACGCCGGCGAUGGUAGCAUCGAGAUUGACGGAAUCAAUAUCGGAUCGGUGCCGCUGCGGCAGUCUCGUGGCCUCAUCUCGAUAAUUCCCCAGGAUCCGGUCAUAUUCUCUGGCAGUUUGCGAAGCAAUUUGGAUCCGGAAGAGCGGUUGCCAGAUGAAGAGCUGUGGAAAGCGCUCGACCAGGUCGAGUUGAAAACCACUAUCAGUACUUUUGCCGGCGGCUUGAACACGAAAAUGAUGGAAGGAGGCACAAAUUUGAGCGCUGGCCAACGGCAACUGAUUUGUUUGGCGAGGGCAAUCUUGAAAGGCAGUAAAAUAUUAAUUCUCGACGAAGCCACUGCCAAUGUUGAUCCCAGAACCGAUGCACUUCUUCAGAAUACAAUAAGAACGCAGUUCACCGAUUGUACAGUUAUAACUAUUGCGCAUCGUUUGAACACCAUUUUGGAUUAUGAUCGAGUGCUGGUUAUGGAUGCUGGGCAGAUGGUAGAGUUUGACAGCCCACAUAAGCUGAUGCAAUCUGCAGACGGUUUCUUCCGUAGGUUAGUUGAAGAACACGGUGAACAAGAAACAAGAAACAGCAACAACAAUAAACAACGGUAUGACAUUGACUAAUGGCUGCCUUAAGCAGUAUACUUUCAAUGCGAAAUGAUUUAUCUAACGGGUAAGUAGUGAUUAGACAUUUGCUGCAAAGACUUACUUGCUGAACAAGCGGAGAACUACACAAAUGAUGAUGAACAUGACUGCCAUUGCGACUAGGACACCAAUCAUUGCGGGAUCGAUGUACUUCUCCGGUUCGAUCGGUUUAUUGAUCGGAGCUACAAAUGUCCAAAAUAAAAGCG